UCCACUAAUGUUCACUCAAUCCAUGAUGGUUAUCGAGAAAGGAGCAAGAAAUUGGUUUGUUUAUGAGCUGAUGCGGAAGUAAUCAGAUCCAAUCCCAAAGCCUGCUAAUUUCUGUCAAAAAAGAUCAUCAUUUUUAUCGUUUUUUGGGCUUGAGGGAACUGAAUUCAGAGGAGUUUGAAGUUUUCAUUGGAUUGGGCAGAAACCCUAAUUUUGUUGGAUUUAAUUGUGAAUCCUUUCGGACUUGAUUCAAUAGUAUGUUGGGGGUUUUGGGAAACCCUAAUUGGGCUCCCCAAUUCGGCUAAUUGUUGGUACAAUCGCUGUAGUAAACAGAAUUUCCGAAUUUUUCGCGGAGUUGUGGAAAUUUGGGCGCCGUAGUAAACGGCAAUGGCGAAGGUCUCGAUCGUCGUUGCGGUGUUGUGGAUGGCCAUUUUCGGCGGCGCAGCAGCUGCUGCAAUUCCUGAAUUAGGCUCUGCGCGAGUGGUCUUUCAGACAAAUUUUGGGGAUAUUGAAUUUGGUUUCUACCCCACUGUGGCACCAAAAACUGUUGAACAUAUUUUCAAGCUCGUUCGAUUGGGCUGCUAUAACACAAACCAUUUCUUCCGGGUAGACAAGGGCUUUGUUGCUCAAGUAGCCGAUGUUGCUGGAGGAAGAACUGCCCCGAUGAACGCAAUGCAGAAAUUGGAAGCUGAGAAAACUAUUGUCGGUGAAUUCAGCGAUGUCAAACAUGUGAGAGGUAUUCUUUCAAUGGGAAGAUAUUCUGACCCGGACAGUGCGCAGUCCUCAUUCUCUAUUCUCCUCGGAGAUGCUCCUCACCUUGAUGGACAGUAUGCCAUAUUUGGUAAAGUUACUAAAGGCGAUGAAACGUUGAGAAAACUUGAGCAAGUUCCUACCCGGACAGAAGGGAUCUUUGUAAUGCCAACCGAGCGAAUUUCUAUUUUGUCUUCUUACUACUACGAUACUGAGGGGGAGACUUGCGAGGAAGAUAGGAUAACACUGAAGAGGAGGCUUUCUGCUUCAGCUGUUGAAAUCGAGAAACAGAGAAUGAAAUGUUUCCCAUAGCCUAGUUGGAGGUGUUCGACCAAGAUUAAAUGGUCGCUGUGCAAUAGAUUGCUGUCCAUGCAAACUUCAUGCUUGAAGCUGUCUGAAAUGUCCCGUGUGCAACACAUGCCGGGAACACCUGCAAGAAUUGCUCCUUAUUCCCGGCACAAUACUUUCCAAAGAGUGUAUCAUUGGUGCAUUGCUGUAAUAACUAAUUUCAUGUUUCCAUUCAAAAAAUUAAAUUGCUGAGAAUGUAUUUUAUUAAUGGGUACAUUUGUCUUUAAUGCCGUAAUCUUUAGCUCUCUUAUGUUAGUUUCA
Molecule: messenger RNA, 1356 nt
Organism: Andrographis paniculata
Lineage: Eukaryota; Viridiplantae; Streptophyta; Magnoliopsida; Lamiales; Acanthaceae
Product: peptidyl-prolyl cis-trans isomerase CYP23
Exons: 9
Coding region: 385-1059 (224 amino acids)
Biological process (GO): protein peptidyl-prolyl isomerization
Molecular function (GO): peptidyl-prolyl cis-trans isomerase activity
Source: RefSeq, a predicted model, not a curated record